AUAAGGCCAAACUGAAAAAAUACUAGUAUAAAAAAUAUGAAUAACCGAAUCCAGUUGCCUAAAGCCAAAGUGGCUCCUCAACUUAGGACUUAGGAGUAAUCCUCACAAGACAGUGACCGAUCCCCCACCAGAGUUCCAUUUUAACUCUCUCAAUCAAUCCAAUGUCACACCUUCCAAUUUCUUCCACAACCCACAAUAAAUAAGCAUCCAAAAUCACACCUUUCCCUUCCAAAAUCUUCUUAGAAGCUUUUCUCCACCAACAAAUUCAACUAAUUUUCCCUCAGUUUUUCAAACCCCCACGCGGUAGAAGAAAUGUGCUGCAGCCACAGUUAUGGCUUCUUGACCUCAAAAACCGAACCUUUGGCAGCCUUAUUCACCACCGUUCCCGCGUUAUCUUCACAAAAUCGGCCCGACCCAGUUGCUAAAGUUUCAUUUCCUGUCAAUCCCACGCCUCCACAAGGUUUGAAGACCCGGGUCGGUUACCGGGUCGGGUCCGGAAACGGAUCUGUGUUCACCAGAGCUGCUGUCCAGGAUGUUGUUUCAGUGGCGGAGGAGAGCUGUUUUUAUGAUCUUUUGGGUAUACCGAAGACGGGUACACAGUUAGAGAUUAAGCAGGCUUAUAAACAGCUAGCUAGGAAGUACCACCCGGAUGUGUCGCCGCCGGAUCGGGUGGAGGAGUAUACUCAGAGGUUUCUUCGGGUUCAGGAGGCUUAUGAAAUCUUGUCCGACCCUAAUCGAAGGGCCCUUUAUGAUAGAGAUAUGGCUAAGGGCCUCCACUUUGCUCGCCGGCGGUACCAGAAUUAUGACGAGGACAUGGAAGACAAGAGUCAGUGGAAGAGCCGAUGGCAAAACCAAGUUUCAGAAUUGAAAAGAAGAAGCAAUUACAAAGAUUCCGGCAACAUGUCUUGGGGGGCACGAAUGCGCCGGCAACAGAAUGAGUCAUCUUCUUAGUCCAUGCCAAUGUCUUCUUCUUCUUUUUUUUUUUUUUUGGUCUAAAGUUGAAUGUAUAUAGUUUUCCUCUUUUUGGAAUAGGGAACAUCUGGUUCAUGGUUGCAUUUUCGUGACAGCAGAAGAAUACUGUCGCUUAGCUUAUCAUGCAUUUUUAGAUAUGAUCCUGAGAUGUCUGCAUGCCAUAAUCACAUGCGCCGCUAGUAAAUACUACUCUUUGCAUUAUGUACAUAAGAAUGAGCAUCAAGAACUUUCUGGACAUUAACUAUAACCCUAGUUUGCUCGUGUUAUGGUGUGUUUUCCAUUCAGUUCCACUUACAUUGAUUGACUAUCUGAACUGCUUAUUUUAGCUUCUAUACGAAGUUGUCACCUAACAAAGCACUUGCCACUCUGCCUCAGUUGGAUUCCAAUGCUCGAUUAGGUCAACCAUGUACCUUUAUGAGUUUUGUGUUGCUGGUUUAUUUACUUUAAUCAAAUGAGGUUCACUUGUUAUAUAGUUUGUUGCUGCUACCUUUGUUACCAGUUUCUCAAACCUUUACGUGUUCAUAUGUUCAAACUCUCCCCAGUUCCAUAUUGCCUUCGUCUAUCUUCAUCUCAGUUCUUCCUUUGCCCCGAGCUGCACUACACAUUCGACUUGGAUUUAGGAAACGUCGUCGAGGAACCUUCUUUCUUGUCCUUUGUGGUAAUGAUGCAGUGCAGAACACGGAAUCUAACUACCAGAAUGGUGCAGGACACGGAAUUUAACCACCAAGAAUAACCAAAAUGUAGUAUCGUACAGGACUAUUUUUUUGUUAUAAAAUUUGUCUUUCUUGUCGGCCUGAAAAGGCUUACAGUAUGGCACUCCCUCUUCUUACGGUGACAAUUUGAAGACAAAACCCUUUUCUCUAAGGCUAAAGAAGCUUACAAAAAAUGGUACUUAAAAAGUCCCGACCUACCGUAGCGAGAUUUUUCUUUGGACAAAAGAAACUUCAUUUUUUUGUAAAACGAUGAUUAUUUAGACGGUUGAAUACCUUCUUCUUACCGUGGUUUGUAGCCUAUUACAGUGGCGUGGGUUUCUCAUGUUACGAAAAAAAAUAAAUACACUCGACAGCCACUAGAACUUAGUCCCGUA
This is a messenger RNA of Oldenlandia corymbosa var. corymbosa, 2059 nucleotides long. NCBI's taxonomy places the organism in Eukaryota, Viridiplantae, Streptophyta, Magnoliopsida, Gentianales, Rubiaceae. The record is from the annotation of a GenBank genome assembly.